Messenger RNA from Penicillium waksmanii, 1551 nucleotides. RefSeq names its product sugar porter family MFS transporter. Lineage: Eukaryota; Fungi; Ascomycota; Eurotiomycetes; Eurotiales; Aspergillaceae. The transcript has a single exon. Gene Ontology annotation, cellular component: membrane. The record is from RefSeq and is a predicted model, not a curated record. Bases 1 to 1551 code for a protein of 516 amino acids. Gene Ontology annotation, biological process: carbohydrate transport; transmembrane transport. Gene Ontology annotation, molecular function: carbohydrate:proton symporter activity.
AUGGGGUGGCUAUUUCGUGGCAAGGCCUUGCACCUGGCCCAAGCACUUCUCAUCGUUGCUCCCGCCUUUAUCGUCUUCGGUUACAACCAGUCAGGGCUGGGCCCUCUGGCCACUUUGCAGAGCUGGGUUGGCAUCUUCCCGCAGAUCGAUACCGUCAAUACCGAAGGUGCUCUGAAAUCAAAGAACUCUACCGCUAAGGGUGCCGUUAUUGCAUCCUACCAACUCGGUGCCCUGAUCGGUGCCCUCUCAUGUACAGCCUUGGGUGACCGACUGGGUCGCCGAAAGGUCAUCUUCAUCGGUGCUAUUCUCACUAUUAUUGGUUCAGUCCUUCAGACGGCUGCGUAUGGCCUCCCACAGUUCGUCGUCGGCCGUGUUAUUCUUGGGUUCGGCGUCGGCCAGUUUAGUGUCGCCGUGCCAGUAUGGCAGUCCGAGUGUACAUCUGCGAAGCAUCGAGGACAACACGUUGUCGUUGAUGGUAUCUGUAUCUGCUUGGGUUAUGUCCUGUGCAAUUGGAUCGAUUUUGGUAUGAGCAAGGUUGCUGGCAACCUCGAAUGGCGCAUCCCCGUCGCCAUCUCUCUGUUCUUUUCCGUGGUCGUCCUGGCAUCGGUAUUCCUCCUUCCCGAAUCCCCUAGAUGGCUUGUUUCUGUUGGCCGUGUCGAAGAAGCCACGGAGAGCCUUGCCGCCUACAAGGGUGUCCCUGACGAUGACAUGGCUGUCGGUAUCGAGAUUGCUGGUAUCGAGACCUCCCUCGAGGUCAGCGCUGACAGCGCUUCGCUGAUGGACAUCUUCAACCCCAAGAAGCCUGACGAGGAGCGUCUUCUUUACCGUUUCUGCCUCUGUGUUGCCCUGCAGUUCUUCCAGCAAAUGUGCGGUGGAAACCUCAUCUCAACAUAUGUCUCUACCAUCUUCGAGGAGAAUCUCAACAUGACGAGCGACCUGGCACGUAUCCUGUCAUCAUGUGCUAUGACAUGGAAGUUCCUUUGCAGCUUCAUUGCCUUCUUCGCCAUUGACCGUCUGGGCCGUCGCAAAAUCUUCAUGAUCAGUGGUGCUGGUAUGUCCGUUUGUAUGAUUGUGCUCGCCAUCACGAGCAGCUUCGGCGAAAACCACAAAGCGUCUGUCGUAUCAGCCGUCUUCAUCUUCCUCUUCAACUCCUUCUACCCCGUCGGCUUCUUGGGCGGUAACUUCCUCUACUGUACCGAGGUUGCCCCUAUGCGCCUGCGUGUCGCCAUGGCUGCCAUUUCCACCGGAAACCACUGGCUGUGGAACUUCGUUGUUGUCAUGAUCACCCCUGUCGCCCUUGACACUAUUGGAUACCAGUACUACAUCAUGUAUGCGGUCAUCUCCGCGUGUAUCCCCUUCUCCGUCUACUUCUUCUACCCCGAGACAAUGAACCGCAACCUGGAGGCCCUGAACUCCGUCUUCCGCGAUGCCCCAACACCCUGGCACAUUGUUUCCAUGGCCCGCAACCUGCCCCAGGGUGAGGCUGCCGAGGUCGAGGUAUGGAAGCACACCGAGGAGAAGGGUGCGAUUGAGCAGAAGGAGAAUGCUUAG